Messenger RNA from Exaiptasia diaphana, 3671 nucleotides. Its product is annotated as sorting nexin-25. Gene Ontology annotation, cellular component: intracellular membrane-bounded organelle. NCBI's taxonomy places the organism in Eukaryota, Metazoa, Cnidaria, Anthozoa, Actiniaria, Aiptasiidae. Gene Ontology annotation, molecular function: phosphatidylinositol binding. The record is from RefSeq and is a predicted model, not a curated record. The coding region runs from base 104 to 2818 and encodes 904 amino acids. The transcript is spliced from 22 exons.
AAAAGAUCAAGCAAAUUUUGAUUUUAGUCGAGAUUUUGCUAUCGUCUGRCUUAAAAAUGUAGAAACUAGCAGGUUUUGGAGAUUUUCUGCUACGAAUAAAAAGAUGGAAAAACGGCUSUUCGUUUUUGGAGGUGCGGGAAUCCUUUUUGUCUUGUUAUGGCAAAUGGGGAUYUUCCAUGCGCUGUUUUCAACACUCCUCUAUGUGCUGUCUUCGAUACUUGGAAUACUCACUGGAAUAACACUAUAUCUCAGUUUUGGAAAGCAGAGAAGGCCUCCUACACCUAAACUUCCAACWAAAUAUCAUGCAGUUUCGAAAUACUUGGAGAAAAAGACUCAAAAUGCHAUUCAAACAACCUACAAACACAACUCCGUCAUUUCGCGCUCUGUGGACAAGAGUAUCCAGGAAGUAUUUGAUUUCUUCAUACGAGAUUUCUGUUUAUCUUGGUUCCGUGUCCUUGGCAAAGACGAAGCAGCUUUUGUGGAUCUUAUGACGGAGGAACUYUGGGUUGUAACUACUAAUGUYGUUGAAAGAUUGAAGAAUGUUGACACUGUAAAGUUCCUCUCUAGCGAUGUCGUGGAUAUUUUGACAACUCAUUUUCAGAAUCUUCGCCUUGCCGAUAACAGGGUCGCGUCGGAAACACCUGCCCCGUUCAUCCUUCAUCCUUGUCUUUACAACAAGCAAUCAGAGAUAGAUCACAUUCGAAAAGCUUGUGAAGUACUUCUGCAUUGCCUGUUGCCUGAACAAAACUCAAAUUGCAAAGGGAUGAGACUGCUUUUAAGAGAGAUUUUAACAUUCUCUGUUUUUCAGCCAUUAGCAGAAAUGAUUUGYGAUCCAGAUUACAUCAAUCAAACAUURCUGAUUCAUUUAGAGGCCAAGGAAGCCAUUGCAGCUAAACAUAAACCUCGCUAUGCCUAUGCYGAAACAUAUGAAGACUUCAUACGAAUGAUUAACACCUGUAAUUCAGUGGAAACAUUAAAGCAAAUGAGAUAUCAUAUUAUUGCUGAAAUUAUGCAAGCAACAACAAUCAAUAAUCUAAAAGGAAUUGAGAAAAUGAGUGACAAAGAAAAUGAACCUUUGAAGAAAGAUUCUCAGCUGAGGUCUAGGAACUUGAAGCGAUAUAUCAACCAGUGUACUGUAGCCAAAUCUCAGUGUGAAAAAAGAAUAAAACUAUUAGGGGGCCCUGAUUACACAUCGCAUAAUACUAAUGAACCAGUUCAAGUUACUGGAACAGACAAGGCCAAGACAGCUCAGAAACAAACCAGUCAGGCAAACAAAGUACUGAGCUUUAUAGAAAUCAUGGAUAACAGUCUUGCAAGAAGCUUCUUCAUGUCAUAUCUACAGAACAACACAAAUAGUAAAAAUAUGCUCAGUUUUUGGAUGGCAAUAGAGAAUCUCAAGCUUGUCAAAGCAGCUGAAAUCUUCAAAAGUACACAAGAAAUCUACCAAGUUUAUGUUGCGCCAUCAUCUGACAAGUCAAUAAUGCUAGACACGUCACUAGUCAGGGACAUGGAAGGGUUUCUCAAUGGCACUAAAGGAUUACAGUGUUUCUUUGAUGCUCAGUGGAAAGUGUACAAACACCUUGAGGAACGAUUCUACAGAAGGUUUGUUUUGAGUCAAGAGUACUUUAUGCUCAUCUGCCAAUUAGAGGCUGAAAUGGACGACUUGAGAGCUCAGCAGAAAGACGAAAAAGAUGAUGAAGAGCACUUGGAUUUAAACUGGAAUGACCAAGUUGUUUCCUCAGAUGAAGAGGAUGCAGAAAAUCAGGAGUGGACUCCAAAAUCAGUUCGUAAACCAAGUACCGUAGAAGAAAGGAGUGAUUCUAUUGAGAAGAAAUUACAACUCUUGGACCAGAGACUUGCUGCCAAGACUCAUCAAAUGGAGCUGAUGAGAAGAAGUUAUGGACUGGAAUCUGAAGAAAUGUCAAAAAUUGARCAAGAAAUACAAGGUCUGAUAACAGAAAGAAGACAUCUAGAGUUUCAUAUUGAAAGAACAGAUGUUUGGUGUGAAAACCUGGGGAAAUGGAAAGUAUCAAUAGAGACUGUUGAGUGGAGUCAAGAAGACGAUAAGUCCCUUCCAUUGUAUGUCAUUGUAGUUCACUGCUCUCAAUCAGACACUCCAGUCACACCAUCAGGAAUUAUUCCAGAAAAUGUGGAGGGUGCUACUUCAGAGGGAUGGGUAGUGACCAGGAAAUUUAAAGAUUUCCAGACACUGCACACUAAACUUAAAGAGUGUUCUCCAAAUUUAACUAAAGAACUGCCAGCACCAACUAAAAAGUGGUACAAGUCUAUGGAUGACGAAUUCUUGAAUAAAAGCAGGAUUGCUCUCCAAGAAUACUUACAGAGCCUAUUAGCAGAUGAGAGACUGUGUCUUAGUGAGGAACUAUAUUCAUUUCUMAGUCCAAGCCCAGAACACUUAAGGAAGCAGAGUGAACCAGCCAAAAAGUCAACUGGAUUUUCUCUGGUUUCUGUAYUAAAAAGUCUCCCAUUUGACUUUAGUCCAAAUGAUGAGGCAGAUGAGGAACCUGAUCAAGAAGAUAGCUCUUUACCAAAAGAUUCCAUUGCUGAGCCAUUUUAUGCUUUUAUUGGAGAAGUGUUUGAACUGAAAGGAGUAUUCAAAUGGCUCAGAAGGUCACUGAUUGCAUUUGUGCAAGUUACAUUUGGCGGAACAAUAAACAAAGAAAUCCGUGAGAUGGUUGAAUGGCUGGCCUCAGAGUCAAUGAUUAUCUACUAUGUCAGUAUGUUCAGRGAUUCAAUGUGGCCUGGUGGUGURCUUGCAAAACCUUUACCAACCAGGACAGCRGAGGUAUAUGGAAGUUGAAUACCAACAUUGCAGCUGACAUUAGUGACACUUUUUCUUUGUUAUUUCCAGGAAAAAUUGGACACCAAAAUCAAAGCAAAGAAGAUGCUAUUGAAAGAUAUUCCAGAGGUUCUMCAAAGUCUUGUAGGGAAGAAAAAUAGCAAGUUAGGAACAAUCAAGGUUUUUGAGGCAUUUCAAGACCAAAGAAUCAAUAAACAUCUAUUUUAUAUUAUGUUGGAGCUGUGUAUUUUCACUUUGUGUCCAGAGGUGAAGUCAGAAGAAAUAAUCAACAAAGCCAAAGAAAUUAGAAAAGAACGGAGGGCAAAGAGGUCUCUUGGUCAGGAAUAAAAUAUUUACCGAUCUAUGAUUGCAAAAAACUUGUGAUAUGACUCAAUUAUUUUAGGGUUUUUUACUGAUUUUAUAUUCUCAAGUAUUAAAUUAUUACUUUUUCAAUUUAGUAACAUUGAUAAUGCAAGUAGUUGAUCAGAAAUCUCRGAAAUAAUUUCCAGAUUCUCAUCAAUAUUGCUGAAAUGUUUUAUGUGAUACAAGGUCCAAUAAGAUAUUAGUACAGUCUGCUUUGCUCAAUUCUAGAAAACAGAGUCUGCAAAGCAGAAAAUACAUUGAUAUCUAGUUUCACAUUCAUUUAUUGUCACAAGUUAAUUGCAAUCACUUUGAACAUAAAAAUAAAAUAUUAUAGUAUUUAAAUAAUGWAUUGAUUUAAGAAUUUUAAGAGUAUUUAAAACAACAUUUUAUGUAAAUUUAGUCAUCCUUUAUUGGACAUUUGGUAGUGGAUACCACAGAUGCAUUACCAUAAAAAUGACAUUAAAAAGUAAUAAUCUUCUGGUGAAUAUUCAAUAAACAAAGAUUGUUUUUA